GAAGGAAGGAAGCGGAGCAACCGCUCGCACGGCGUAGCAUCCACGCAGCCGCGGUGGCGUAGCAUCGACGCGCGGCGAGUUCGCUCCCCUCCCUCCCCCGUGAACCCGCCCGUCUCCGGCUCUCCCCAACCCCUGUCUUCUCCCAGGCUCCAGAACCUCGUUUUGCCGUCUAGUCGCAGGACUCCCGAGGCUCGGAAGAUGGCCGGCGAGAGCAGCAUCAGGCGGCCCCUCUUCGGCGGCGCCAUCUCCACCGCCUUCCCCGCCCGGUUCCAGGAUGUGAGCAACAUUCGCGAGGUCCCCGACCACCAGGAAGUUCUCGUUGAUCCCGCUCGUGACGAGAGCCUCAUCUUCGAGCUGCUUGACCUCAAGGGCGAGGUGGAGGACGGCGGCAGCGCGCUCUGGUUCCUGCGCGACGUCGCCAACGAGCAAGAUGCGGCGGAUAACUUGGUGGUCGAGCACUCUGGGACAAUUGAACUAGCUGGUCUGCGCUCCGGGAAAGCACCUGCAGUGGCUGGAACUGCAAUUGGCAAGCUGGCUGUUUCAAAAGGGAGGCAAGGCAGAGAAGCACAGAACAUUGUUCGACUUUAUUUGGCAAACAUACGUCUCAAGAAUGCAGCAACUGAUGUAGUUAUCACCGCAUAUGAGCCGCUGUUGAUAAAUCCUUUGAGUGAAAGUGCCCAGGCAGUUGCAGCUGGACCAGCAGUACCCGCAGAACAAGCAGGAUGCUUGCCAAUGUCGGAGGUGUUCAGACUUGCAGUGAUGAACUUUGAUGUCCAUGAUUGGAACCUUUUCAAUGGCAGCGGUUGAAGCAGAGAGGGUAACAUCUCAGUGCUAGAGUGAUUCUUAAAAAGGUGUUCUGCAAGAGAGUGUUUGGGGAAUGUACUUUCCUUAGCAAAAACUAGUCUCUGAAUUUUCCUUCAGAGUAGUUUUUCUUUUCCUGAAAGUGCCAUCACUUAGCGUAUGUAGUGUCAUCCAAAUAACCCUGGUUGAAGUUCAAUAUAUCAUGUUAGCUUGCACUAGAAUUUACUUGAA
Triticum dicoccoides is the source of this 1032-nucleotide messenger RNA. RefSeq names its product ran guanine nucleotide release factor, putative (Mog1/PsbP/DUF1795-like photosystem II reaction center PsbP family protein). NCBI's taxonomy places the organism in Eukaryota, Viridiplantae, Streptophyta, Magnoliopsida, Poales, Poaceae. Bases 199 to 807 code for a protein of 202 amino acids. Gene Ontology annotation, cellular component: nucleus. Gene Ontology annotation, biological process: protein import into nucleus. The transcript is spliced from 8 exons. Gene Ontology annotation, molecular function: small GTPase binding; guanyl-nucleotide exchange factor activity. The record is from RefSeq and is a predicted model, not a curated record.